Molecule: messenger RNA, 3583 nt
Organism: Triplophysa rosa
Lineage: Eukaryota; Metazoa; Chordata; Actinopteri; Cypriniformes; Nemacheilidae
Gene: tbl1x
Product: transducin beta like 1 X-linked
Exons: 15
Coding region: 304-1806 (500 amino acids)
Biological process (GO): regulation of transcription by RNA polymerase II
Cellular component (GO): histone deacetylase complex
Molecular function (GO): protein binding; transcription corepressor activity
Source: RefSeq, a predicted model, not a curated record
CUGGAGUAAGUGUGUGUGUGUGUGUGUGUGUGUGUGUGUGUGUCCUCCUCUGAGGCUGUAUUCUGUGAGAAUCACACACACUCACAGGAAACUUGUGUAAACGCAGACAUGAUCGACAUUUAAACUCGGACACACACGGUGGCGUCGCGUCGCGUGGAAAUGGCUGUGAAGUCGCAGUUUGAUCCCUAAAGUUGAGGAUUUAUUUCCUGCUGGAAGUGAAAGAGAAGCAAAGACUCACUUGUGAAGAUCGGGGCUCAUCCGGAGCUGGAGUGUUUCUCAUCUUCUGAGGUGAGGUGAGCUAAGAUGAGCAUUACUAGUGAUGAAGUCAACUUUCUGGUGUACAGAUAUCUGCAGGAGUCAGGUUUCUCUCACUCUGCGUUCACAUUUGGCAUCGAGAGUCACAUCAGUCAGUCAAACAUCAACGGCUCUCUGGUCCCCCCGGCCGCGCUCAUCUCCAUUCUCCAGAAAGGACUUCAGUAUGUGGAGGCAGAGAUCAGCAUCAAUGAGGACGGCACAGUGUUUGACGGUCGGCCGAUUGAGUCUCUGUCGCUCAUUGAUGCUGUGAUACCAGACGUCGUUCAUUCCAGACAACAGGCCGUCAAAAGCCGAGUCCCCCGACAUCAGCAGACCAACACUACAGCUACACAGUCUCACGCUGCUAAGAACGGUGACGUCUCGCUCAACGGCGAAGAGAACGGCACUCAUGCUCUCAAUCAUUACGUGGAGAUGAUGGAGGUGGACGGUGAGAUUCAGAUUCCUGCCAGCAGGGCGACGGUGUUGCGAGGUCACGAGUCCGAGGUGUUCAUCUGUGCCUGGAACCCUGUGUGUGACCUGCUGGCCUCCGGCUCUGGAGAUUCGACGGCUCGCAUCUGGAGUCUGAACGGAAGCGGCAGCACUCAGCUGGUCCUCCGUCACUGCAUCAGAGAGGGAGGACAAGACGUGCCCAGCAAUAAAGACGUCACCUCUUUAGACUGGAACAGUGACGGGAGUCUUCUUGCCACCGGAUCUUAUGAUGGAUACGCAAGAAUAUGGACUAAAGAUGGGAACCUCAGUAGGACACUGGGUCAGCACAAGGGUCCUAUAUUUGCCCUCAAGUGGAACAAGAAAGGCAACAGCAUUCUGAGCGCUGGAGUCGAUAAGACGACAAUCAUUUGGGACGCGCACACAGGUGAAGCCAAACAACAGUUUCCAUUUCACUCCGCUCCGGCUCUGGAUGUGGAUUGGCAGAAUAACACCACGUUUGCCUCCUGCAGUACAGACAUGUGCAUCCACGUGUGUCGACUAGGAAGCGAGCGACCGCUCAAGACCUUUCAAGGGCACACGAAUGAAGUCAACGCUAUAAAAUGGGAUCCAUCAGGAACUCUGCUGGCGUCCUGCUCAGAUGAUAUGACCCUAAAGAUCUGGAGCAUGAAGCAGGAUUCAUGUCUGCACGAUCUUCAGGCUCAUAGUAAAGAGAUUUACACCAUCAAAUGGAGUCCUGCAGGAUCUGUGUGUAAUACUCUGCUGGCCAGCGCAUCUUUUGACUCAACGGUGCGGUUAUGGAACGCUGAAAGAGGACUCUGCAUUCACACAUUGACUAAACAUCAGGAGCCGGUGUACAGCGUGGCCUUCAGUCCUGAUGGAAAGUUUCUGGCCAGCGGAUCUUUCGAUAAAUGUGUGCACGUCUGGGACACUGCGAGCGGAUCUCUAGUGAACAGCUACAGAGGAACCGGUGGAAUAUUUGAAGUGUGCUGGAACAGUGUUGGAGAUAAAGUUGGAGCGAGCGCGUCUGACGGUUCGGUUUGUGUUCUUGAUCUACGGAAGUAACACUGGACAGAUGUGAGAUUUUACAGCUGUGACUUCUGAUGUUCUGAAACUUCAUAUAUGAAUCCCGGAGAUAAAAAAUCCAAAUGUUGAAGAACCAAAUAUAGAGGACGAGACGAGAGAGAUUGUGCUGUUGUGACGUUCAGCUUCUCUCGGCGUUCUGUGACCGGCGUCAGGUCAGUUCAUUACCGGACGGCCGAACGAUGGGGAUGAAUAUUAAAGAUGAUUUUUCUCACAGUCGUGUGGUGUGGAUGGGCAGCACUGGUGUCUCUCGGAGGGAUUUGGGUUUCUCUCUGAUUGUGUGAGAGAGAUUUGUAAUGAAUGUGAAUCUUAGCGGAGGAGAGAGAGACGAAAGUUCUACUGGCGAGAACAUCAGCAAAUCUUUUCUGAAUACGUUUCAUUCCUCAGAUAUCAAGAUAAAGGUGUGUUCUCCCCAGGGGAUGUACAUUUAAUGAAUGUAAAGUUGUACAUUAGAUAACAGCACAGAUUUGAUAAACUGUGGAAAUAUGUUUCUAUGAGGCUUUUUGAGGCUUGACACCGUUGUUUGUUUGUUUGUUUUGUAAUGCCUGCUGGGUUGGCAGCACAUGUUAUUGGAGGAAACUGAUGUUAUGACUUAUCGCCUCACAAAGUCUCAGAUGGUCUCAUGAGAGCGAGAGAAACAUUCCAGCCAUGUUUUCAUCGACAUCAACAGCAUUGAUGUGUAAAUCCGGGUUUUGUCAGUGAGGUUUAAAGGAACAGAUACAUGACUGAUCACUGGAGACCGGUCACGUUGUGUCUGAAUCUUCAUGCGGUCAAACGUCAUGUGAAGAUUCCAGAAGAGAGUCAAUUUUCUGUCUAAACUCAAUCCUGUAUACUUGAUGUUUAUUAUACAGUCGUUGUCAGCAGGAUUGUGGACCAAUGGGAUUUCACUGUGGACGGGACAAUAAAAACAAAAUCAACCUGUCGUUUGUUGCAUCGGCAGAUAAAAACUCAUAUUUAUGUGUGAGAAGCGGAGUAAAUGUAGAUCCGCUCGGGUGAAAUGAGUCGCACUGGGGAAACUCAAGUUUGUCGCUCGGUCACAUUGACAACACUGUCAGAUGUUUCUUAGAGGGACAGUUCACCCAAAAAAUGAGAAUUCUCUCAUCGUUUAUUCUCUCUCCUGCAGUUGUAAAUCUGUAUGCGAGUCUUUCUUCAGGGACACACAACAGAAGAUAUUUUGAGAAAUGUCUCCGUGGUUUUGUGUUUAUAUAAUGGUAGUCAAUAGAGUUCAGUGUUUGAUGAUCAACCUUCUUCAAAAUAUCUUCUUUUGUGCUCUGAAGAAGAAAGAAACUCAAACAGGUUUAAGAUGACUAAAUGAUGACAGAAUUCUCAUUUUGUUUGGGUGAACGGUCCCUUCAGGAUGGGUUUAAUGUUGUCUGCUGGAACCUUUAAAGCGUCAUGGCCGUCUGGAUCUGAUGCGGUCUGUUUGAUUGAAUAAUGAACAUCAGAUGUGAUAUUAAAUCUCCGAAAAGGGAUGGAGCGGAUUCAAUUCUGUCUGGUCAACACAUCUUUAAACGCCACAAAACUCAUUUGCUUUGCCUUCAUGUUUUUUUUGUUUUUGGUUGUAUUAGAAGUGAUCACGUGUUGGCGUAAUGUCCAGCAGUGAUUGGCUGAUUUCGGUCAUCACCAGAGACCUUAACUGUCUGUGUCAGACAGAGAAAUGUGUUGUGAUUGGAUGUUGGCAGUUGGGUUGUACAUGUUUGUCAUGAAUCCAUUUCAUAGACAAACCACAUGAUGGUUCAAAUAAAUCACUCUAUUUUGA